Molecule: messenger RNA, 998 nt
Organism: Austrofundulus limnaeus
Lineage: Eukaryota; Metazoa; Chordata; Actinopteri; Cyprinodontiformes; Rivulidae
Product: microfibril-associated glycoprotein 4
Exons: 6
Coding region: 67-837 (256 amino acids)
Biological process (GO): elastic fiber assembly
Source: RefSeq, a predicted model, not a curated record
ACAGCAGGUAGUUUGGUGCCCAACAUAAGAAGCUGGAGCACCGAGGUUCAGUUAAUCGUUCAUCUCAUGGAGAUAAAUCUGCUCAGAAACAUCAGAUUUUCAUCAGAUCACUUCAGUAAACCUCUGACAAUGAAGCUGCUGUCUGUCCUUUCCCUCCUUCUGGUUCCUCUGCUGACCAGCUGUUCGGAUCUGGUCCUCCCCCUGGACUGCAGCGACAUCCUCGCCAGAGACAGCAGACGGCCCAGCGGGGUUUACGUCAUCUAUCCGAUAGGAGCCACUUCUGCUGUCCAGGUGUUCUGUGACAUGGACUCACUGCAGGGACAGUGGACUGUGUUCCAGAGGAGGAUGGACGGCUCGGUGAACUUCUACAGACCCUGGGAUCAGUACAAGAUGGGCUUCGGGAACGCUGCUGGAGAGUACUGGCUCGGUCUGGAGAACCUGUUCCACCUGACUCAGAGGAAGAACUAUGAGCUGCUGGUGGACAUGGAGGACUUUGAAGGAAACAAGUCGUACGCUCGGUACUCCUCGUUCUCCGUCGGUCCAGAAUCUGACGGCUACAGACUGAAGGUGUCUGGGUUCUCUGACGGAGGAGCAGGAGACUCUCUGACCUCCCACAGCGAGCAGAAGUUCCUCACGUUCGACAUUCCUGAGGGGAACUGUGCCAGAUCGUAUCUGGGGGCAUUCUGGUACAAAGCCUGUCACUAUGCAAACCCUAACGGAGCUUAUCUCUGGGGGCGUCACACUAGCUUCCGUGCUGUYGGGGUGGAGUGGUUUCACUGGAAAGGUUAUGAAUAUUCCCUGAAAGCCAUCAGCAUGAAGAUCCGUCCUGUUCAGUAACAUCUGGACAAACAGGAUCGUUUAUUCUGUAAAAUAGAAAUUAGAUUAGAUUAGAGAGACCUUUAUUGUYGUYGUACAGAGCACAACRAAAUUACAGUUCAGAACACCCAUUCAGAAGAAGACAGAACAAACAUGGGAGAACAGGUGCCCUGGGUCAUGCA